AUGGCUAGUCCUACCGUUCUCACCUUUGAUGCUGAGGGACGUGCAGUUGACUUUGACGUGUGGGUUGACGACCUACAGCUCUUUCUUCAAUGUGAUUCUAGGGAUGGGGUAUCCCUCUUCGAUCACACGUCCGGUGUUUCCACUGCUCCUGCUGCCACUGCUGACAGUACUGUUCGCUCGCAGUGGACCACUCGUGACGCUGUUGCUCGUCUUGCUGUUCGUAGUCACCUGCCGCCUGCUGAGCGCGCACACUUUGGACAGUACAAGACUGCUCAGUCUUUGUACGACGCUGUAGUUGCACGCUACUCCUCCCCUGCCACUGCUGCCCUCAGCCGCCUCAUGCUGCCGUACCUUUUCCCUGACCUUGCCGCCUUUGCCAGAGUCGCUGACCUAGUUGCUCACCUUCGCACUAGUGACACCCGCUACCGCGCUGCCCUUCCCACUGAGUUCUGUGCCAAGAACCCCCCCCCCAUGUACAUCACCCUUUACUACCUAGUCACCCGUCUCCCUGACUCCCUCUCUUCAGCCAGGGACCACUUUCUCUCCCUUUGCCCCACCGAGCUGACUGUCGACCUGCUAGAGGAGCGCCUUGCUGCAGCUGAGAAGAGUAUCUUAGCUGUAGGUGCUUCUCGCGGCGACUGUCGCACCCCCUUCUUUGAGGGGUGUUCCCCUGUCCCCCUUCUCCCCUCUGUUGCUUCUGCUGCUGCUGUCGACCUCGUUGGCACUGAGGAGGUCGGAGCUGCGUCUGCCCCUAGUGGGAGACGCUGCAUCAGCAAGGGCAAGGGGAGCAAGGGUGGUGGAGGGGGUGGCGGGGGAAGCAGUGGAGGAGGUGGAGGCGGCGGCGGAGGUGGCGGUGGAGGUGGGGGUGGUACUGGGAGUGGGGGCGUCAGUGGCGGCGGUGGAGGUCGUGGCGGCGGUGGCGGAGGUGGUGGAGGCAGCGGCAGCGGUGGUGGAGGUGGCGGCGGAGGUGGUGCUGGUCGAGGUGCAGCCGCUCAGCGUGGAGGCUUUGGUGGCAGCCAGCGCCAGCAGCAGCUGCGCACCCGUGAGACCCUGUCGGUUCAGCAGCUUCGUGAGUGGUACGCUGGGCGUGGGAGGUUUGGGGGUGCAGGUCCCUGCACUUACGUUCUUCACACCGGCACUCGUAGUGGGGAGGUGUGUGGGCUCCCACACACCACGCAGCGCUGCUUCGGUCGCUUGACUGACGCUUGGCGUACCCAGUUUCCUGACGCCGUUGAGCUCCCUCGCUGGCAUGAUCUGCUCCUGCAGAAUGUGCCUAUCUUUGAUCUAGAUUUCGAUGCUAUCCUUGCUGCCAUGUAUGCUCUUGCUGAUAGUGCUGAGGGUGACUGUUACCUGAGUGUCCCGCCCGACCCGGGCAUUGCGGCUGCUGCUCUAGGUGCUAGUGCGUCUGCUGCUCCAGGUGCUGGUGCGUCUGCUGCUCCACGUGCUGGUGUGCGUCUGCUCUCUCUGGUACUGCACCUACUGAGUCCUUGCACACUUUCACACUUGACUCUGGUGCUUCGCGCUCUUUCUUUAGAGACAGCACCAUGCUCACGCCGCUCAGUCGGCCUGUUGCGGUCUCCCUUGCUGACCCCUCAGGGGGCCCAGUCCUUGCACACUCCUCCAUGGUUCUACCGUGUCCUGCGGCCCCGUCGGGCUUGCUGUCGGGACUCCACCUCCCCUCGUUCUCUACGAACUUGGUCCCUCCCUCCCCUUCCUCCGGGGCCUGCCCCCACCUGUGUUCCUUGUGUCGAGGGCCGGCAGCGCGCCGCUCCUCACUCCUCCUCGUUCCCUCCGACAGAGGCUCCUCUGCAGACUCUUCACAUGGGCGUGUGGGGCCCAGCCCGCGUCCGUGGACAGGGUCACGAGCGUUACUUCCUGCUGGUCGUUGACGACUACUCGCGUUACACCACAGUCUUCCCCUUGCGCAGCAAGGGUGAGGUCCCUGAGGUGUUGAUCGACUGGAUCCGCGGUGCUCGUCGCCAGCUCAGUGAGAGUUUCGGCUCGGACCUUCCUGUUCUGCGUCUGCACUCAGACAGAGGUGGGGAGUUUUCCUCCGACCUCCUGAGAGCCUUCUGUCGUUCGGAGGGCAUCCGCCAGACGUUCACGCUUCCGGCCUCCCCGCAGCAAAAUGGGAUUGCUAAGCGCCGCAUUGGCAUGGUCAUGGACGUCGCUCGUACGUCCAUGUUCCAUGCGGCUACUCCCCAUUUUCUGUGGCCGUUCGCGGUUCAGUACGCUGUGCAUCAGAUCAACCUUCAGCCUCGUGUCUCCUUGCCGGAGACCACACCUACUCUGCGGUGGACGCGCGACGUCACGUUUGACGAGUCGGUGUCAUACUACCGUCUCUUUCCCUACCGCACUCCCUCUCUCCCCCCCCCGCCGCUCUUCCUAGCACCAGGUACUCCCCCGGUAGACCCCCUCCCCCCGCAGGGUCCUGCCCCCUCAGGUGUGUCCCAGGUAGACCCUGCCGAGCCGGUCGAGGUAGCUGUCGACUCAAGUGCUACUAGGGGUGCUGGGCCUGCGGGUGCGGGGACUGGGGGUGCUGAGCCUGAGAGUGUGGAGCCUAGGGGUGCUGAGUGUGGGGGUGCUGAGUCUGGGCGUGCUGAGCCUGGGGGUGCUGAGCCUGGGAGUGUGGAGCCUGAGGGUACUGUGUCUGGAGGUGCUGAGCCUGCACGUGCUGCGUUUGGAGGUGCUCUAGGUGUCCCGUUGCGGCGGGAGCCUCUCUCUCCUCAGCAGCUUCGUGAGUGGUACUCUCGGCGCUGUCGAGGUGCUGCUGGUGCUGGUGCUGCUGGAGCUGCUGUAGGUGCUGCUGGUGCUGCUGGAGGUGCUGCUGGUGCUGGAGGUACUGCUGGUGCUGGAGCUGCUGGAGGUGCUGCUGGUGCUGGAGGUACUGCUGGUGCUGGAGCUGCUGGAGGUGCUGCUGGUGCUGGAGCAGCUGGAGGUGCUGCUGGUGCUGGAGCUGCUGGAGGUGCUGCUGGUGCUGGAGGUACUGGAGGUGCUGCUGGUGCUGGAGCUGCUGGUGCUGCUGGUGCUGGAGCUGCUGGAGGUGCUGCUGGUGCUGGAGCUGCUGGAGGUGCUGCUGGUGCUGGAGCUGCUGGAGGUGCUGCUGGUGCUGGAGCUGCUGGAGGUGCUGCUGGUGCUGGAGCUGCUGGAGGUGCUGCAGGUGCUGGAGCUGCUGGAGGUGCUGCUGGUGCUGGAGCUGCUGGAGGUGCUGCUGGUGCUGGAGCUGCUGGACGUGCUGCUGGUGCUGGAGCUGCUGGACGUGCUGCUGGUGCUGGAGCUGCUGGAGGUGCUGCUGGUGCUGGAGCUGCUGGAGGUGCUGCUGGUGCUGGAGCUGCUGGAGGUGCUGCUGGUGCUGGAGCUGCUGGAGGUGCUGCUGGUGCUGGAGCUGCUGGAGGUGCUGCAGGUGCUGGAGCUGCUGGAGGUGCUGCUGGUGCUGGAGCUGCUGGAGGUGCUGCUGGUGCUGGAGCUGCUGGACGUGCUGCUGGUGCUGGAGCUGCUGGAGGUGCUGCUGGUGCUGGAGCUGCUGGAGGUGCUGCUGGUGCUGGAGCUGCUGGAGGCGCUGCUGGUGCUGGUGCUGCUGGAGGUUUUGCUGGUGCUGGAGCCGCUGGUCCUGGAGCGUGUCCCUCUGCCAUCUCCUCCUGCGUCCUCUCUUCCUGA
Closterium sp. Naga37s-1 is the source of this 3657-nucleotide messenger RNA. Lineage: Eukaryota; Viridiplantae; Streptophyta; Zygnematophyceae; Desmidiales; Closteriaceae. The record is from the annotation of a GenBank genome assembly.